AUGGCUAUACAUCGAAAUAUCGCCUAUAAAAAUCGAUAUGUUAAACAGAAGCUGAAUGAUUGGAGAAAGCAAAACGGAAUACUGGAAGCUGAACAAUUGUUGAAGGAUAUAAAUGGUAUUAACAAUACGACGCAGGUGAAGACGAAAGAUUUGGAAAUCCCACGGAAAGCCUUACAUUCUAGUAUAGGAUUCAUAACAUUAUAUUUAUAUCCAACUACCGAUCCAAUUCUAGUUCGUAACUCUCUACUUGUUGUAUUUACAAUAGUAUUGACUGCGGACUUAUUGCGAUUUAAUAAUGCCACGUUUAAUGAGCUCUAUAUCAAAGUAAUGGGUUUUUUGAUGCGAGAAAAAGAGAAAAAACAUAAGAUCAACGGCGUUGUAUUUUAUCUCGCUGGAUGUAUCGGCGUUUUAUCAAUAUUUCCGAAGGACAUCGCUGCUAUGUCAAUACUAAUUCUAUCGUGGUGUGACACCGCCGCUUCUUUCUUUGGCAGAAAGUAUGGUCAUUACACUUAUAGGUUUAGUAACGGUAAAUCUUUGGCAGGUACACUUGGAGCAAUAGCAAUCGGAUCUCUAGCAGCAUUGAUGUUUUGGGGAGUAGUUACAAGGCAAGAUCAAUCGAAUCUGACAAUCAACGAAAGAAGCUGGAUACCUGAGAGAAGCGCAUUUCCAUUGUUAUUACUAGCAUUAUUGAACGGAAUAAUUGGGGGAGUUAGUGAACUAAUAGAUUUAUGGGAAUUAGAUGAUAAUCUUGUCAUACCUCUGGCAGCGGGAAGCUUUUUGUGGAUGUUAUUGAGAGGACUGGGUUUAGGGAUUGGUGAGAGUUGGAUUUCUUCAUUCUUAUAA
Acaulospora morrowiae is the source of this 843-nucleotide messenger RNA. Lineage: Eukaryota; Fungi; Glomeromycota; Glomeromycetes; Diversisporales; Acaulosporaceae. The record is from the annotation of a GenBank genome assembly.